AUGACUACCCGAAAGAGAAAGGCUGAAGAUGAGGAGCUCGUUGCUCUGCCCUCAGAUGAAAGUGAGGAGGAAGAUGAGUAUGAAGACUCCGAUGCCGAAGCAGUACCUCUGCUGUCGACUGGAUCAGAUGAAGAGGAAAGCGAUGAGGAUGAAGAGGAAUUAGAAGAGGAAAUUCAAGAGACCGCACCUCCAACCAAAAAGCGCAAAGUCGUCGCGAACGACGUGGCUGUCGACGAGAACGAAAUCGAUGACGGUGAAGCAUCCGGCGAUGACAACGAAACCGAACCCGAGGAUGAUGGAGUAGUAGAAGAAGAAGAUUCUGCUGCAGAAGAUGCAGUUGGUGGUUCGGGACCUACUAGUAAAGCUGCCGAGGUAAAGGGGGGAAUAGUUCCCGAAGAGGAUGAUUUGGAUGAGGUUCAAGAAGUCGUUGCCGAGGAUGAAGAUGAUGAGUAG
Sclerotinia borealis F-4128 is the source of this 453-nucleotide messenger RNA. Lineage: Eukaryota; Fungi; Ascomycota; Leotiomycetes; Helotiales; Sclerotiniaceae. The record is from the annotation of a GenBank genome assembly.